This is a messenger RNA of Torulaspora delbrueckii, 3399 nucleotides long. RefSeq lists its product as uncharacterized. The transcript has a single exon. Bases 1 to 3399 code for a protein of 1132 amino acids. Lineage: Eukaryota; Fungi; Ascomycota; Saccharomycetes; Saccharomycetales; Saccharomycetaceae. The record is from RefSeq and is a predicted model, not a curated record.
AUGUCUGAUUACUUCAGUUUGGGGCAAGGUGGUACCCAGUCGGAGACUGACCUCAGUAAAGGAGCAGAAGAGCAGUAUGCGAGGUCCGCUUAUUCACCGGAUGACGAUUCUGGAUCUGUUCAUUCCAAUGAUUCGUAUCUGAUGUAUAUGGCUCAUGGUCCACAGAGUGUGAUGAGCCCCGGAGUGGUCAGUAACUACAGUGGGAUUAGUUCUGCUGCCUUGACACCUCCAAAGGGUACUAAAGAUCAUAUAUUGCCUAAACAGGAUCCCAAAUCACCUUAUUAUGUGAAUGUACCAGUACCAAAGGCUUUACCAUUGGAGAGUGCAGAGACCGCAGACGGUGAAGGAUCUGAGGGGCAGUAUGUUAGAGAAUAUCCCACUGAUAUUCUUGUGGAUCGGUUUUAUAAAUGGAGAAAGAUCUUAAAGGGGUUGAUUGCAUAUCUGAGAGAAGUAGCAUAUGCUCAGGAACAAUUUGGUAGGAUUAAUUUCCAGUUGAAAAGUGCAGUUAAGUUUCCUUUCUUGACAGAUCUUGAAGAUGGAUCAAAUAAUCUGAUCGAUCCCUUGACUACAAGAGGGCCUAUAAAGAAGCAACAACCAUUGACUAUGGCACAAAAAAAGCAGCAGGAGCUCGCGCAAAUGCCUUCUGCUAAGGCCGAUUACAGUGAAUCUACGCUGAACUUGCCGGAAAAUAGUUUUCAAGCAGUGAAGAGAGCCGACUCUGAUGACACUUCUGCGCCUUCGGGGUUCAUGAAGUUUGGCUCCGGAUCAGUGCAAGAUACCCAGGUUAUUUUGAAAAAAUAUCACCUUUCCCUGGCUAAUCAGCAGUUCAAGAUCUCUAAGGAGAUUACUUCAACUAUCGUGCCAAAGAUGGAAGAUCUGCGCAAGGACUUGCAGGCAAAGAUCAAAGAGAUUAAGGAGUUGCAUGGAGAUUUCAAGACCAAUAUCAGUGAACACGUUGCCAUCACAGGUCAACUGUUGAACAAAUACAUUGCAUCGGUCAAAUUUGUGACAAAUAACUGCUCAUCGGAAGGAUCAGAACACAUCAAAUUGCAUAGAAAAAAUAACCAGCUUAAACCAAAACAUGAUCCUUAUCUACUGAAAUUGCAAUUAGAUCUACAGUUGAAACGUCAAUUGCUCGAGGAAAAUUAUUUGCAGGAGGCUUAUAUCAAUCUUCAAACGUCCGGUAUGGAAUUGGAAAAGAUCGUUUACUCCAAGAUUCAGCACGCACUGCAUAAGUAUUGUCUUCUGAUCGAUUCGGAGGCUCGUCUUAUGAUCAAAAACCUUUGCAGGGAAUUGCAGCAAGGUAUGCUUUCAAAACCUCCUGCUUUGGAAUGGGAUCAUUUCGUUUCUCAUCAUCCCGCAUGUUUGCUUGAUUGGAAGUCUAACGAUCCUAUCCCGCCUGCUAGAAAGCUAUCAGAAAUUAUUUACCCACAGAUGAAGUCGACUCUAGCCAAAUGUAUCAGAGCUGGAUAUUUGAGCAAAAAAUCCAAAUAUCUUAAAAACUACAACAAGGGCUACUUUGUGCUCACUUCCAAUUAUUUGCAUGAGUUCAAGAGCAGCAAUUUCUUCAAAAUGACAAACUCUACAGAGGAAAGUAAAGAUCAUCAAAGCGUUUCAACCGCCUCCCAAAACAACGCAAAAAGUUCCUUAUUACCUGUCAUGAGUAUAUCUCUAAAUGAUUGUGUUCUCAUGGAGGCUUCCGAUACCAAGUUUGUCCUGGUCGGUAAACCAACCUUUAACGAUGUGGACCUGAAAAAACUAGGUACUUCUGCCAAGAGUAACUUAGGGAACCUUACAAGUGCGACCUCCUCACCCUCAUUGUACCAGUCAGCUCAUGAUGCACCAAAGAAACUAACAAAGUCUACGUUUGGCAAACUAUUGAAAGGAGGUAAACCAAAGGCGCCUAAACCCAGUCGUGAAGAGAAAGAAGAAGUUAAACAGUUCUACGCAGCAGUACAGCAGGAAAGUAACAAGACAGUAAACUGGGUUUUCAAACCAGCAUCAGCAGACCCCACUGAAGAAGAAAUUAAACAGUUUAAGAAAUGGGCUCAUGAUCUCAAAAACUUGACCUCUUUUAACAAUACAGAAGAUAGAGCAAGAUUUAUCGAAGAACGCGUUUUGAAGACACAGGCCCGUUCUAAAAGCCAACUUCCUAAACCCAGUGCUAGUAGUUCUAAUGUUUCGACUUUGGUGGAUGGUUCGAACGUUGAUGGUACUUCUUUCAGGAAGGAGAGACCAGGACGGCCUAGAUUCAUUCAGUUGCAAGAUCCAUCCGGGUCUUCGCCUUCCUUAGAUCAGCUCAGAUCGAGAGUUAACACACCAGCGGUGGAUGACAAUGGUAACUUGAUAACUGUCGCAGAGCGCAGAAGCCGACCACAAUCACUCUAUGUCACAUCCCCACUAGCGUCCCCAAGAAUGUCACCGGAUUCUGCAAGUUCAAGUUCUGUUAGCUCCCUACAUCACCAGCUUUACCAGCAGCAGCAACAACAGCAGCAACAGCAACAACAGCAACAACAGCAACAACAGCAACAACAGCAACAAUACAAUCAACAAUACAAUCAACAAUACAAUCAACAAUACAAUCAGCAGUACAAUCAACCUCCUCACUCCCCUGGUCAAUCCAUAACAAGCGAUGGCAUCACCAACACAGCACAAGUUACAAGCGGAGUGCCCGUGGGCAGUACGCCUCGCCAUCAGAGGAAAUCUUCGUCAACGAAUUCUCUACCUGGUAUAAAUGCACCUCCGUUAUCCGCAUUAAAUUCUCCCAAGAGUGUGCAUUCUGAAGGCAGCGCUGGUGGAUACUUUGCCAUCCCUGUUGGCAAUGGUAGUGAAGGUUCUCGUGGGUCAACGCCGCUCUACGUCGAUGACAAGAUGCAACAGAACAGUUUAUCUCGAACGUCUAGCCGAGGCCCUGGUUUGGGCAUGAGGGCAACAUCAGGUGGCUAUUCCCCUCAAUCUCUUAACCUCAUGUCACAGCAAGUAUCACCAGUGCCUAAGCUUCGUCUGAAUGACCAGGACGUUCAUCAUAACGAAGAGAUGCAACCACAUCAAAGCGAUACAGCUCUAGCAAACGGCAAGGUAAGAAGAAGUAUCCCUGGCGAAUUGCAGUCUGCCAAGAGCGACUCUACAUUGAACUCAGGCUCUCCAUCUCUCUACAUGAGAAGCAACAACAGUGCCAGCAGUCUUAAUGCCAAUAACUCAAGAACCCAUCCCAUCAGAAAACACAAGAAGAAUGUGUCUUUCAGCUCAUUGAACAGUUUGAUGUUCUCUAAGAAGGGAUCAAAUCCAGGGGGUAGCCAUAUAACAGAUCAGUUCAUGAGCGGUGGCAUACAAGAGGAUGAUGGUGAUUCAGAGAAUAAAUCACAAUCUAUCAAAUUAAACCAGUCGAUCUAUUCUUGA